UGUUAUUAUCAGUCCCGCCUUACAUGUGGUACCCAUUUGACUUGAGUUUUCUGUGUGCCUAAAAGUCCAGUUUAAUUGAGGAGAGAAAAUCAUCUUACAGCUAUAAUGAACGAUACUCCAGCAAGUAUUGAUUUCGGAAUCAACGGGAAAAAAUAUUCAGUCAAUCGGGAUGUAGACGCCGAUACAAAAUUAGUCGAUUUCCUUCGCAGAAACGCAGUGUUAACUGGGACGAAAUGGAUGUGCAGGGAAGGAGGUUGUGGAGCGUGCGUAGUGACUCUUUCAAAGGGAGAUCCAUUAACAGGAAUCAUUCAGCAUCGUGCUGUUAAUUCGUGCUUGUUGCCAUUGAUGUCCUGUCAUGGUGGUGAGAUAACUACAGUUGAGGGAAUAGGAAACAAGAAAGACGGAUAUCAUCCGGUUCAAUCCCAGUUGGCGGACAUGAAUGGAAGUCAAUGCGGUUAUUGUUCUCCAGGAAUGGUGAUGUCAAUGUACAGCUUAUUAAAAAAGAAGAAUGGGGCUGAUCUGACGAUGAAAGAUAUCGAAUCUUCCUUGGACGGAAAUAUCUGCCGUUGCACCGGUUACCGCCCCAUUAUGGAUGCGUUCAAGACCUUCGCCAAGGAUGCGCCUCCAGAACUAAAAUCACGUUGCCUUGAUUUGGAAGACUUGGGCAAUAAACUUUGCCCAAAAACCGGUGCAGCUUGUGCAGGAAAUUGCGCAGCCAGUAAUGGUCUAAACACUGGAGUAUUUAAAAUGGGAAAUUGGUACCGGCCGGAAUCGCUAGAGCAACUGACAAAGCUUUUAAAAUCUUUCGGAGAACGCAUUAAAUACCGUCUUGUUGCUGGAAACACAGGAACUGGUGUUUACAAAACUGAUGGACCGUACGACGUGUACGUCGACAUAAACAAUAUCGGAGAUUUGCACCAUAUCUCAAAAGAUACUCCACUCACUGUUGGUGGGGGAGUAAGUCUGACAGAUCUUCAAGGGGUUCUGUCGUCUGUCGGAUCUACAAAUACCGACUACUGGUAUGGACAACUUCUUGCGGAACAUAUAGGAAAAAUUGGAAGCGUUCCACUGCGAAAUGCAGGAAGUAUUGCAGGAAACUUGAUGUUGAAAAACGCUCAUCGUGAAUUUCCUUCUGACUUAUUUGUCGUUCUUGAAACUGUUGGAGCGAAGGUUACCGUCAUGGGCAGCGAUGGAGAGAUUUUACAAUUUGAUUUGCCACAAUUCCUUGAAACGGAUAUGAAGGGUCGACUUAUUCUUAGUGUUGAACUUCCUCCAUUGUCGACGGAUCAUAUUAUAAAAACGUUUAAAAUUAUGCCUCGUUCAUGCAACGCUCAUGCUUACAUAAACGCCGGAUUUUGCGCGAAGAUUCUGCGUCAAGAUUCCAUCCGCAUUGUUGGGAAACCUACGAUUAUCUUUGGCGGAAUUCGCUCCUCUCUGAUACACGCUAGCGAGACGGAAAAUUUUUUGACCGAUAAAUGCCUGGAUGACGAAAAGAUUUUUCAAGGUGCGCUAAACGUGUUGGAACAAGAAUUGUGUCCUGAGGAGCAUUUACUGAAUCCGGACGGUGAUUAUCUGAAGUGUGUUGCUCAGGGUUUAUUUUACAAGUUUGCAUUGACCGUAAUUGGUGAAAAAUCAUCUUCGCUCUUGAGAUCAGGCGCGCAUAACUUAGAACGCGAUAUCAUGGUCGGGAAGCAGGACUAUGAUACCGAUUCAAAAGAAUGGCCCGUUAAUCAACCAACGAUAAAAAUAGAAGCGCGGGCACAAUGUGCAGGGGAGGCGAAAUACAUUGAUGAUAUGCCUUUGCGAGCUGAUGAACUCCACGGAGCCUUUGUUUUGAGCACCAUGGCUAAUUGUUCCAUUGAUAAGAUAGACGCUUCUGAGGCAUUGAUAAGUGAAGGAGUUGUUGCGUUUCUUGAUGCAAAAACUAUUAAGACUGGCAAUUUAUUUGUUUUUGCGCAAGGCGCCUUCGACAGCCAAACUAACGAAGAGGUAUUUAGUUCUGGUAAGGUGUUGUACGCCGGCCAAUCUCUUGGGCUCAUCGUAGCCCAUACGCAGAGCCAAGCAGCCAAAGCGGCUAAAUUGGUUCGAGUUUCAUAUAAAGACUGUCAAACGCCCGUUUUGAAAAUUAAAGAUGCAAUGAAACAUCCAGAAAGAACAACGAUCCAUGCUGCUUUUGGUCCACCCAACGUUUUUGAUGUUGGCAACUUCGAAGAUGGUUUCUCUCAGUCUGAAACCGUUGUCGAAGGUGAGUUUGAAAUUGGCACCCAAUAUCAUUUUUAUAUGGAAACUUUGGUUGCCGCAUGCGUUCCGUUGGAGGAUGGCAUGGACGUCUUUUGCGCAACUCAAGAUCAAGAUGCAGUUCAAAAUGCUGUGGCGCGUUGUCUGAGCCUUAAUAAGGCGCAAGUGAACGUUGAAACUCGCCGUUUGGGUGGUUCAUAUGGUGGCAAAAUUUCACGCUCUACGCUAGUUGCUGUGGCUUGCGCUAUAGCGGCCUCCGAACUGUCUAAACCCGUUCGAAUUUCCUUGGAUUUGGAUUCAAACAUGGCACUCGUCGGAGGACGUCUUCCGUACUAUUGUCAAUAUAAGGCAGGUACUGAUAAAAAUGGGCUUCUACAAGCUAUAGAUUUGACGAUAGUCAGCGAUUGUGGUGGAAAUUUUAAUGAAGGAACUGCAUUUUUUGCUGCGUCGUUUGCAAAAAAUUGCUAUGCCGCAAAAUCUUGGAAAUUUACUCCAUUGUUGGUGCAAACAGAUACACCUUCAAACACAUACUGUCGAGCCCCUGGAACUACGCAGGGGAUUGCAAUUAUUGAAAAUUUGAUCGAGCAUUUGGCGAAGACUCGUAAAGAGGAUCCCCUUGAAUUCCGACUGAAAAACCUAAAUACUAGCGGAAACGAUGAGGCCAAUUCCAUGCGAAAGAUCAUUGACGAGCUACGCCGCUCGUCGGAUUUUGAUAAACGUCUAGGCGAAAUAAAAGAAUUCAACUUGAACAAUCGAUGGAAAAAACGUGGAAUUAAUCUGCUUCCCAUGGUUUACCCCGUCGAAUCUUUUCCUUUUCGUUACAACGUUCUGGUAGCUAUUCACCAUGAUGGUGGAUCUGUGUCCGUUUCUCAUGGUGGUAUUGAAUGUGGCCAGGGCAUUAACACUAAAGUUGCGCAAGUUGUGGCAAGAGAACUUGGCAUUGACCUCUCGUUGGUUUCGAUCAAACCAACAAACACAUUGACAAAUACUAAUGGAUCGGUCACCGGAGGCAGUGUAACAAGUGAGAUGAACUGCUAUGCUGCCAUGAAAGCGUGUCAAGAACUAAUGAACCGGAUGCUUCCUAUAAAAGAGAAAUUACCAGAUGCCAGCUGGACCGCACUUGUGGAAAACUGUUUUAAUUCAAACGUCGAUCUAACUGCUCGCCAUUAUUAUACAUCUGAUGACAAGGUGAAAGGAUACAUCAUCCACGGCGCUACCGUCUCGGAAGUGGAAAUCGAUGUUUUGACAGGGGAGAAACUGCUUCGCAGAGUAGAUAUACUUGAAGAUGCUGGACAGAGCAUAAGUCCGUUAAUAGAUAUUGGACAAAUCGAGGGAGCAUUUAUGAUGGGAGUUGGCCUAUGGACAAGCGAGAAGAUUACGUACGAUCCAGUAACGGGGCAAAAGUUAAGUCGGGGGACUUGGAAUUACAAACCUCCGCUGAAUGCUGACGUUCCGGUAGAUUUCCGCGUCACAAUGAUGAAAAACGCAGCUCACCCAUUCGGCAUUUUACGCUCUAAAGCUACUGGUGAACCCCCAUUGUGUAUGUCAGUCUCUGUCCUUUUCGCUUUACGCAACGCUGUGGAUGCUGCUCGAAGUGAUGCUGGCAAUUCAGAUUGGUAUCAGAUGGAUGGUCCAGCAACUAUAGACAAACUUCAUAAGAUGAUGUUAACAAACCCAGCGCAUUAUUUGUUCCAGUGAACAAAACCAAAAAGUGAAAUUCUUUCCUAGGCAAAGCCUUCAUCUACUUCUUGUAAUAUUCUACCGGUUCAUGUACGACAUAUAAUGGCAUAUAUCAUCUUC
Molecule: messenger RNA, 4038 nt
Organism: Daphnia carinata
Lineage: Eukaryota; Metazoa; Arthropoda; Branchiopoda; Diplostraca; Daphniidae
Exons: 28
Coding region: 106-3936 (1276 amino acids)
Molecular function (GO): FAD binding; oxidoreductase activity; iron ion binding
Source: RefSeq, a predicted model, not a curated record